This is a messenger RNA of Mangifera indica (mango), 2494 nucleotides long. Its product is annotated as subtilisin-like protease SBT5.4. The transcript has 11 exons. The coding region runs from base 1 to 2346 and encodes 781 amino acids. Gene Ontology annotation, biological process: proteolysis. The record is from RefSeq and is a predicted model, not a curated record. Gene Ontology annotation, molecular function: serine-type endopeptidase activity. Lineage: Eukaryota; Viridiplantae; Streptophyta; Magnoliopsida; Sapindales; Anacardiaceae.
AUGGUGCUGAAGAAUUUGGGUAUUAUUGUUGGAUGGAUUUGUGCUUACAUAGUUUAUUUAGGAUCAUAUCCCAACCGUUUUGACAAUACAGCUACUGAUCAUGAUAGGGCCGUAAGGUAUCAUCAAGCAAUUCUAGGAUCAUGCUUGGGAAGUACCAAGAAGGCAAAAAGCUCAAUCUUUUACUCUUACAACCGAUUUAUCAAUGGCUUUGCUGCAAACCUUGCCGAGGACGAAGUACCGAAAGUCAGGAGUCACCCAAAAGUUCUAUCUGUUUUCUUGAGUAAAGGAAGGAAAGUUCAGACGACAAAUUCAUGGGAUUUUCUUGGAUUAGAGAAAGGCUUGAAAAUUUCUUUAUUCUCGCCAUGGAAGGAAGCCAAGUUUGGUGAAGAAGUAAUUAUAGGCAACCUCGACCAUGGUGUUUGGCCUGAAUCAAAGAGCUUCAGUGAUGAAGGAAUGCCUCCGGUGCCCGCAAGGUGGCGAGGAAUCUGCCAAACUAACAAAAGGGAUGGAAUUCAAUGCAACAGCAAGUUGAUAGGAGUAAGGUAUUACAAUAGAAAUUAUCUUCAAAUGGCUCGAAGGAUUGCUCGUAGACACAAUACAACCUAUCAUCCAACUGUAAGAGUUAUCACGGCACGUGACUACAAUGGCCAUGGCACACACACUCUAUCAACAGCCGGUGGAAACUUUGUUCCUAAUGUCAGUUUUUUUGGGCAAGGCCAUGGAGUUGCGAAAGGUGGAGCACCUAGAGCUCGUAUUGCUUCAUAUAAGGUAUGCUGGGAUGCCAUUGGAGAUGUGGGCGAGUGCUUUGAUGCAGAUAUCAUGGCGGGCAUCGAAGCUGCAAUCAGUGAUGGUGUUGAUAUCCUUUCUAUCUCUCUUGGGGGGCUACCAAAUGAAUAUAUUCAUGAAUCACUUUCAAUUGGUUGCUUUCAUGCUGUUAAAAAUGGUAUUCUUGUUGUUGCUGCUGGUGGAAACUCUGGACCAAUUCCAUCAACCGUUUCAAAUGUGGCUCCAUGGAUUUUCACCGUUGCUGCCAGCACAACAAACAGACAGUUUGUAAAUUAUAUUACACUCGGCAACAAGCAGGUCAUCAAGGGAUUCAGCCUCUCGGAAAAAGGCUUGGAGCCUGAAAAGUUCUAUCCAGUGAUAACUGGAACAGAUGCUAAGCUUCCUAAUGCAACUAUUGAGGAAGCCUCUAUAUGCAACCCUGAGACCCUUGAUCAUUCCAAAGUUCGGGGAAAAAUCAUGGUCUGCCGUCGGGAAGAGCCUGUAAGUCUUCAAUACGGCAAGUUUGCUGCUGCUGUAGGAGCUGCUGGAGUUAUUAUAGCCAACACCAAAAGCAUGGGAUUCGACACUUCAAGCGAUCCUCACAUCAUCACAGCUUCCCUGGUCAACUCUGUAGAUGCUGAUUCUAUAUAUGCCUAUAUGAAAUCUACCAUGUCUCCAGUUGCACAUAUAAGUGAAGUAAAGACAGAAUUUGAUGAGAACUCAACUAUAUCAAUGGCUUCAUUUUCAUCCAGGGGACCUAAUUUAAUUGAGUCAGCCAUCCUCAAGCCUGAUAUCACUGCACCUGGCGUGAACAUAAUUGCUGCUUACAGUGGUGCAAAAACAGCAACUACAUUACAAGAUGAUAAUCGUCUGGUUCCUUAUCUUCCUCUCUCCGGUACUUCAAUGGCAUGCCCUCAUGUUUCUGGCAUUGCCGCACUUGUCAAAACUCUCCACUCAGACUGGAGCCCUGCUGCCAUUCGAUCUGCAAUAAUGACUACUGCUACCCCAAGUGACAGAAAUGGGCGUCCAAUUUUAGAUUACAACAGAACUGAAGCAACCCCGUUUGCAUAUGGCGCCGGACAUGUGAAUCCAACUAAUGCAUUGGAUCCUGGCCUUGUUUAUGACUUGAAUCCGGAAAAUUACUUGGACUAUUUAUGUGCCCAUGGAUACAAUGACAGCCUCCUCAGAUCUUUUACAAUCUCAGACAAGCCUUACUCAUGUCCUCUGUUUUUCAGAAUGGAAGACUUCAAUUACCCUUCCAUUUUCAUCCCUAAACUCAAUGGCCCAGUAAAGUAUACCCGUUAUCUUAAGAAUGUGGGUACACCUGGAACAUAUAAUGUGAGCGUCAAGGCACCAGCCGGCGUCUCCAUUUCUGUUCAACCAGCUACUUUGCAGUUCGAUAACUAUGGCGACGAGAAGAAAUUUGAAGUGAUGUUUAAUGUUGUGGGUAAUAUAACUAGUGAUGGUAAGGACUAUGCUUUUGGGGAACUUACAUGGUCAGAUGGCACUCAUUCUGUAAGGAGUCCUAUCGUCAUGAAGCUGAAGAUGGAAGAAAAAAAAUUAUUUUCUAUAAGCUUUUGAUCUCAUCAAGAGAGGUAAAUUAUGUGAUGUAAAGACAAUUAUAGUGGCUAUCAAAAGUGUUAACUAAUUUAUAUAUUAAGUCAUUCUUAAAUAGGUUUAAAAAGUUCAGGUUAAUACUCAGAUAAUUAUAUUACAAUUUUUAUGUCUA